CCUAAAAAUAUCGCACUGUCAUUCACCGCUAAAAAAGAAAAGAUUAAGCUAUGGCGGAUGAACAAGAACAAUGCAAAGGAUCAUGCAAUACGCUGAACCUUCAGAACGGAAGGAGUGGUCGUACAGCUUCAAGCUCGAUCAUGGAUAGUUUUCCAGAGAAAAAGGAACAACACAAUGACAAGGGAACUCCAGUCAACGGUUAUGUCGAAGAUGACUCUGAGGGAGGAAAACCUGCUUCAAGAAAACGAACCAUAAUGUGGAUCACUGCCAUCUUUGCGGUUAUAGCACUUGUGGUUGGUGGAGCCAUACUCACAGCAACUUUGUUGAAUCGGAAAGAGCAAGUUACUGAGCGUUUAGUGGAAGUCAACUUGGAACCAGGUGACACUCUGUUGUAUCAAGUUGAGCAAGUCCUUGAAGUACGAAGUGGAGAGCUUCAGAGAGGAACACUAAGUAUCAUCGUUGCACUUCAAGUAAUAAACAAGACUUCAGAAGAGUAUUGGUUCAUUUUCAAGAUCAUCAGCAUUGAUACUGAAGGAGAAAACUUGGAAAAAAUCACUAACAUGACCCAGGGAAAAUCUUUGUAUUUUUUGGUUAAGGUUGAGCGCACCUCUAGGUCUGAGGUAAAGAAAACGUCAAAAUCCACCAAAGAAGAUGAGUCCUUUGAAUUAUACGGAAACCAAGAGUCAGAGGCAGACUUAACUCGUUAUGCUCGAGCCAUACUUACCCAGCUUCUGCCAACUGUUGAGCGCAACCUUUACGAACGUGUAGACGGACAGAAACCAGACCCAAAUUCCGAGCCAAAGCCUGAAAAAUCUUCCAUGUUUCCCGGAAUUGUGAAGAUGCACAGAGAAGCAAACACAUCGCAAAAUGACAAACUUUUUAUUAAAAACAAAUUCAAUCGGUCGGAUGUCACCAAUAUGACAUCUGACAUCGACUUGGACAUGUCAUAUGCUGAUUCGUCAGUUCUUAAUAAGAGCAACGGCGUGGUAACAAAAGGUGAGGUCCACUUAACUGAACAACUAAAUUUCGGAGAGCCAGUUCAGUUUAAGAAAGGAUCCACAGCCAACAUGAUGAACGUUUUUUUCACGAGUAAGGUUACUCUUCUUGAUGAUGAGAAGUAUCGGAAAAGUUAUCUUGAAGACGAGGAACUAGCAGAUGUUGAUGUUCGUGAUUUCGUCAAACUAGUUGCACCAAAAUCUGACCAAAAUUUCAGGGUGAAAACCUCUGAGAGAGAGGCUCUGAAUAAGCCUUCGGCUGAUUCAAACGAAAUGAAUAGCACGUCCGCUGACGAUGAGCGAGAGACAAACUUGACAACAGCAGCGCACGACCCAAGACACCGGCGAAGUCGCAGACAAAACUUUGUUCAAAAAUUCCUUAAUGCUCCUCGACAGAGAACGUUCACACUCUUUGAGAAAAAAGUUAUAGGCAUAGAUGUGAAAGUGAAAACCACUGUUCGAAUUGAAUCAAUUAAAAAGCUAGUCAACCUGAAGCUUGAAAAGACCGAGGUGUAUUUAACUCUGCAGUUUGGAGCCAGUGUAACAGUGCCACUUCUCCGAAAAUCCAUUGACACCACCAAGAAAGAAACAAAGAGGAUAAAUGGACUGAACAUCGGAGUUGUAAGUGCUUAAAUUUAAAAUGUCGAUGUUAGAUCGGGCCUCUAUUUCGGCAGGUUUUUUCGGGGAGCAAACUCACGGUUUGCGAAAAACAAGGUCGAUAAAACCACUAGCAUGGAAGAAAGUAAAUUGCACCAUUGGCUCGUGUGCCUUCAUUUACGUGUAUUAGAUUUUGAGUUUUACUUAUUUCAAUAAAAUGCUGUAAUGACUGCUUUUAAACAGUUCUACGAUAACAGGAUGAUAUUGAAACCUUUAGCCUCACAUAAUUUAGCGGUAAAAAAUUGCCUGUUAGGGAGGUAGACGACGACCGCGACCGAAUUACAAACUUAGGCUUUCUGCGCAGGAGGCCCAAGUAAUGACCGCACUGUUUGAAAAAGUUUACGUACAUGUAAUGCAAUUUACUGGUUUUU
Pocillopora damicornis (cauliflower coral) is the source of this 2023-nucleotide messenger RNA. RefSeq lists its product as uncharacterized. Lineage: Eukaryota; Metazoa; Cnidaria; Anthozoa; Scleractinia; Pocilloporidae. The record is from RefSeq and is a predicted model, not a curated record.